Messenger RNA from Haemorhous mexicanus (house finch), 1576 nucleotides. It is a transcript of the gene HRH3, whose product is annotated as histamine receptor H3. Bases 1 to 1257 code for a protein of 418 amino acids. The transcript is spliced from 3 exons. Gene Ontology annotation, biological process: adenylate cyclase-activating adrenergic receptor signaling pathway. NCBI's taxonomy places the organism in Eukaryota, Metazoa, Chordata, Aves, Passeriformes, Fringillidae. Gene Ontology annotation, cellular component: membrane. Gene Ontology annotation, molecular function: histamine receptor activity. The record is from RefSeq and is a predicted model, not a curated record.
AUGGAGAGCGGCGGGGCGCUGAACGGCUCCGCCGCCGCCGGGCGCUUCGCGGCCGCGGGCACGGCAGCGCUGGGCGCGCUGAUGGCCCUGCUCAUCGCCGUCACCGUGGCUGGCAACGCGCUGGUCAUGCUGGCCUUCGUGGCGGACUCCAGCCUGCGCACCCAGAACAACUUCUUCCUCCUCAACCUGGCCAUCUCGGAUUUCCUCGUAGGUGCCUUCUGCAUCCCCCUCUACGUGCCCUAUGUGCUGACGGGGAGAUGGAUCUUCGGGAGAAGCCUCUGCAAACUCUGGCUGGUGGUUGAUUACUUGCUGUGCACCUCUUCGGUCUUCAACAUCGUACUAAUUAGCUACGACAGAUUCCUCUCGGUGACAAGAGCGGUCGCCUACAGAGCCCAGCAAGGCAACACCAGGCAAGCAGUGCUGAAGAUGGUGAUGGUGUGGGUGUUGGCAUUCCUGCUCUACGGACCUGCCAUUAUCAGCUGGGAGUACAUAUCAGGCCAGAGCAUCAUCCCCACUGGGGAAUGCUAUGCUGAGUUCUUCUACAACUGGUAUUUCCUCAUGACAGCCUCCACGCUGGAGUUUUUCACCCCUUUCAUCAGCGUGAUGUUUUUCAACCUGAGCAUUUACCUGAACAUCCAGAAGCGCACCAAAAUGCGCCUGGAUGUUUUCCACGAAGUGCACAACCAGUCCUUCACUGAAGAGAUGGAAAGGAGCCCAGAAGCAAAGCUUUCUUUGAAAUGCUGUAAGUGGGAGCAGAAGGAGUCAGCUGAAACCCUCGACCGCUCUAAGAGCAAAGCUCAAGCAGCAGCCUCCCCUUCCAGCCCGGAUGCCAAAGACCUGCUGGAAACGAGCUCGGAGAGCUCCAGGAAACCCAAGUGUUGCAACAAAAAGAGCUGCAGAACUUCAACCUCCACUCUGUCCUCAGAGAAACGGGUGAAGAUCGUGUCCCAGAGCACAACUCAACACUUCAGGCUCUCCAGAGACAAGAAAGUGGCCAAAUCACUGGCAAUCAUUGUGGGCAUUUUUGGGAUUUGCUGGGCACCGUACACUCUCCUGAUGAUCAUCCGCGCGGGCUGCCACGGCCAGUGCAUCUCUGAGUUCUGGUAUGAGACUUCUUUUUGGCUGCUGUGGAUCAACUCGGCUGUCAACCCUGUCCUAUACCCUCUCUGCCACUCCAGCUUCAGAAGGGCUUUUAUUAAACUCCUUUGCCCCAAGAAGCUGAAGGUUCAGCCUCACUAUGCCCUUCAGAACUACUGAGGGUGAAGCCAGCCCAGUGUGAGGAUGAGAAAAGCUUUGGUUGAAUUCUGCUGUACUGGUGUGGGACUGGAGCUUGUUUCCCUGGAAGAACCCAGGAGCAAUGGUGUGGGGCAGGUGAGGAAGGCAGAAGAGAGCCCACUAUUAACUUGUUUUAGUUCAUCAACUACAAAAUCCCACCGCAGAGAAGGAUAAAGGGGUUUAUUGACAUUAACCACGGGUAGUGAAAUCUGUGUCCGCCACUUGCAGGUGCCACAAAAGAGCUCUGCUGCCACCUAGUCAGCCUGAGCAGCACCAGCAUUUUGCUCCGAUAAACUGAAAA